Molecule: messenger RNA, 5006 nt
Organism: Dunckerocampus dactyliophorus (ringed pipefish)
Lineage: Eukaryota; Metazoa; Chordata; Actinopteri; Syngnathiformes; Syngnathidae
Gene: tmem184c
Product: transmembrane protein 184C
Exons: 10
Coding region: 468-1829 (453 amino acids)
Biological process (GO): transport
Molecular function (GO): transporter activity
Source: RefSeq, a predicted model, not a curated record
GGCUCAACCCAGAAGCCGGAAGCAUCCGAGCAAAAGAAGUACUUUGGAAACUUUCAGCCUUACUACGAAGAAAAUCCAGCUCUAACUACUUUUAAUUGACUAUAAGUGCGAGUGUUUGGUUGUGCAUAAGUAUACAUAUUCAACACUGCGCCUGUGAUUUAGGGACUUUCUAUGGCGUACUGAAAACGGACCGUGUACAUAGUUUGUUUACAUGGCAAAACAGCUAGCAAGCUAGUAGCCACUAGCUAGCAUAAUUGGAGUCACAUGAGCUGAUAAUUAUCAGCUUUCGAAAUCAAACUUUAACUUAAGGCGUUAACUUACUUGUGAACAAGGAAGAGGUUGUCUUGUCGUUUUCCCCGGUUUGGUUGAUAGCUUAACCACCGCCCAAUGUAUCCUGCUUCGUUCAUUGUGCGAACACCAAUCUAAAACUUGAGAUCGGGUAUUGAAAAAAAAGGCCCGGCGUCUUUAUGUCAAGGAUGCCUUGUUCCUGUGGGAAUUGGAGAAGAUGGAUUCGUCCUUUGGUUGUUUUUUUAUAUAUUUUGUUGUUGCUCGUCGUCUUACCUCUGUGCGUUUGGGAACUUCAGAAGUCAGAGGUUGGUACACAUAACAAAGCCUGGUUCAUUGCUGGGAUAUUCGUCUUUAUGACAAUCCCAAUAUCCUUAUGGGGCAUCCUCCAGCAUCUGGUUCACUACACUCAACCUGAGCUGCAGAAACCUAUCAUUAGGAUAUUGUGGAUGGUGCCGAUCUACAGCUUGGAUAGUUGGAUCGCGCUAAAAUAUCCAAGCAUUGCCAUUUACGUGGACACGUGCAGAGAGUGCUACGAAGCUUACGUCAUCUACAACUUCAUGACCUUCCUGCUCAACUACCUGGAGAAUCAGUACCCCAGCCUGGUGAUGAUGCUGGAGGUCCAGGAGCAGCAGAAGCACCUUCCUCCUCUCUGCUGCUGCCCGCCCUGGCCCAUGGGAGAGGUUUUACUUUUAAGGUGCAAGCUGGGAGUGCUGCAGUACACCGUCGUUAGGCCUGUCACGACUAUCAUUGCUCUGAUCUGUCAGCUAUGCGACGUGUACGACGAAGGCAACUUUAGCUCAACUAAUGCUUGGACGUACCUGGUUAUUUUCAACAACAUGUCACAGCUGUUUGCCAUGUACUGCCUGGUGCUGUUCUACAGGACUCUACGAGAGGAGCUGAGUCCCAUCCAACCAGUGGGAAAAUUCCUGUGUGUCAAAAUGGUGGUCUUUGUCUCAUUCUGGCAAGCUGUUCUCAUUGCUUUACUGGUCAAAGUGGGCAUCAUUUCUGAAAAACGCACAUGGGACUGGCAAAGCGUGGAGGCGGUGGCUACGGGACUACAGGACUUUGUCAUAUGCGUGGAGAUGUUCCUGGCAGCCAUCGCGCACCACUUCAGCUUUACCUACAAGCCUUACAUCCAGGAGGCUGAGGAGGGCUCGUGCUUCGACUCCUUCAUGGCCAUGUGGGACAUCUCGGACGUCAGGGCCGACAUCUCAGAGCAAGUCCGCAAUGUUGGCAGGACAGUCAUGGGUCGCCCCAGGAAGCCGUACUUUGGCGAGGCACAGAGCGACGGCGAGAGCUCAGGCCUCCUCUCCUCGUCAGCCUCUCAAGACGCCGUCGCCGAGGCAGCAUCCAAUCCGGUGUCACCCAAGGGCAGGUACGAAGGCAUGGGGAGGACCCAGACGCCGCACUCUCUGUCGGCCCCCGCCGGGCUCAGCGGCACGAACUGGGAUGAAGGACACGAGGCCACGCCUGAAGAAAACGAUGCCACGAGCGACGGAACCAAAGAAGCGGUGCACGCAGACCUGAUCGUCAUCACUUAGCGUAAUAUGUCAUCACUUAGUAACACGCUUGGGCGGGACCCGGUGACCGAACUUGUUUGUUGAGAGAGCACAGCAAUCAGUGUGUCUUGCCAACAGUUGCCUGUGAUAGCUGGAAGAAUGUUCCAUGAGGAUAUGACACUACUACAGUACUUUCAACUUCUAUCUGGUGCGGCAAAUAUUAACAAACCUUUAGAAAAUUCAAGAAAAGUAUGCAUAUACUAUUCCAGAAAAUGAUAAGGAUUUAAAUAGAAUCUAUUAAAAUAUCUAGAGUUAUGGUCAGAAAUGUACCGUAAAUUCGGGUGUAUAAAUGACACCCACUAAAUUUAGAGAAAAAAACAAAUUUGUACACAUAUAAGCCACACGUGUCCACGCUACUGUUACAUAUAAUGACGGCCUGCAAUUUCCAUUAGGUUGAUAAGCUUGUUGUGAGUGCACUGAUAGCUCAUGAUUGGCUCCUGCCGAAGAAAGAGCUACCAUUUCUCCACUGACUUGCGAGCGCUAUAGUAUUUAAACUAGAGAUGAGUGAGUACACCACUACCUGUAUCUGAUCACCCAUCAAAAUGAUCCAUAUCGAUGCACUGGAAAUGGGCGUGGUUUAAACAGAAAUGGGUGGGGCUAAAAUUGGUAUGUUCACUAUACACAGCCUCGCUAUUCAACACAUUUUUUUUGUGUGCAACUUUUUACAGUGUAGCAUGCUUCUUUUUUUCUUUUUUACAGCGUAUGAACACAUUGUCUUCUGCGUCCUGAUUCGCUAAGGGAGAACCCGCAUAGUCUCUCUGCGUCCUGAUUGGCUAAGGGACUGUAGACCAUCAAUAAAUCUCCUCCACGCCAUGUGCCCUGUACGGUAUAGAGUGCGUUCAGCUUGCCGAAUUUACAUACUUGUUCUAUCACAAGCAGUGUGGCUCUUUAGUGCUGUAAGUUUGCAAGUUUUCUCCCCGACAAAAAACUCACAAUGUUGACCAAACACUCUGCACCGACAAAAGCACCUGCAGCUGCACCCAAAAGGCAGAGGAAGAUGCACAAAAAGUUGGAAUUCUGGACAUGCUGAAGGAAGGUAGAACUUACGCAGCCGUAGGGCGCCAUUACGAAAUAAAUGAAUCUUCGGUUCGUACCAUAAAGAAGGAGGAAAAUAACAUAACAGCAGCAAUAAAUUUUAACAAGGAUGCAAAAAGGGCUUUAAAUGUCCGCAACAAGACCACGGAAAGGCCGCCUCAGUGGAUGCCGGGGCAGAGACAUACAUAAACAAAUUUAAAGCCAUCAUCGAGGAAGGGGGAUAUAAGCCUGAACAAGUUUUUAAUAUGGAUGAGACAGGCUUAUUUUGGAAACACUGCACUGCUGAUUCAGCCCAGGGACCAGGGCGUGAUCCACGCUUUCAAGGCCCUCUGUAUGCACAACAGAGAUAUGUUCUCAUGUCUGAGAAAAGUGUAUAAAGUGUGUGGUGAAGGGUUUUACAGCCUUAAUAUAUAAUCAACAAAAAAACAUCCUGUAAACGAAAAAAUAUAUCAUGAACGAAAAAACAAAAAACGGGGGAAUCAACUUCCACUACACGGAUUUCACUUAACACUGGUAUUUUUGGAACUUCUUGUAUGGUAGGUAGCACGCCUGUUUUAUGAUGACUUCAUUGAAUAAGACAAAAAACACAUUUCAAGGAAAACAUGGUCAUGCUACCCCAAUUGAGUUGCAUAAGCGGCCGACGCAACACGAGCCUGCACAGCGCCGUCUUGUCAAAUGCACCGCGUACUUUACGAAACAAGUUUACCAAGUAACUUUGGAUACAAACCGAAAUAGAGGAGAGCUCAGGAAAACCUACAAGAAAGUGGAGGCGGUGGGCAACGGCACACGAGCAGUUUGCUUCUUGCCAAUUGCACAGUGUACUUAAUGAGGCACUGAUCAACUCUGUGGCUCCAGCCCUGCACAGGCUGUCUCGGGAGGGGCGGUGGCUGUGUGUGACUGGCCAAUCACAGAAUGCACAAUGAAUCACAGAAGCACAAAAAUGCCUUAUCCGUAACGGAUUCUCGACUCAUCCCUAAUAUAAACAAUAAGGUAGUAGUUCUGAAGUAAAGGAGAUGUCACAAGAUUAGAAUGUAGCCAUAAAUUAGCCGCACAGCUACAUAAAUCGCAGGUUUCAAAGUUGAAGAAAAACGUAGUGGCUUAUACACCGGAAUUUACGGUAUACACUCAUCAAGGGAAUACAUGUCCUGUUAAUUCUUUGUCCUCAAUGAUUUAUUCGAACCGUUCUUUUUACAGGUUGGACAGGAUGUACAACGUACAUCUUCAGUGGUUUUUGAAAUUGUCUCAUUUACACAAGUUAUACGUCCAGGCUCCAAUGGAACUGUCCCUUUGUCAAGUUUUACCUCAACCAGUCCAGAAGCUUCAUUUUAGCCUGAUUUUUAAUGUGUGUUUGUGUGGCAGUUGGAACACUAAACAGUGUCUAACGUUUCAGCCAUCUUAAUGCUGGAUUGAUUUGAAGAUGAAGAAUCUAGAGGUAGUCCGCAUCCUUCAUGAUUUGUCAAAUAUGUAUUAUUUAUGUUGCCAAAGAGAAACUACCAGCUGCAGUCAAGGGCUUGCAGCAUUUUGGUGACUAUAUGAUAUAUUUGAGCCCAUAAUGAGUGUAUGUACUUCUGACCGGAACUGUCUAAGUGCACAGUGUCAUAGUAUGCAAUAAGCAUUCAUUUUGUGUCCAUUGUGUUAUUUUCAUUUUUAGUUAAAUGUUUGAUUUCGCAGCUAACUCCGCCCUAAGCCAUUUAAUGUGGUUUGUUACUGACUUGCAGGGAUGCUGACGUGUAAAAUGAGUAAAUAUGUUACUAAUUAUUGUUAGUCAUAUACUGUAUACAGUAUGUGUCCAAUGCCUUACACAACUUUAUUUUUUACAAUAAAACUGACAAUUAAACACAAGUAAGUUGUCAUCAUGGACCAGUCCACUUAAAAACACCUCUACUGUGAGAAUGGAGCAUCAAACCACCGCCGCCAUGAUGGAUAUGGUGCUGUUGUGGAGCUUCACAGCCAGGCGGACCCGCUCUCCCGCCCGAACCUCCAGCGGCUGCUGCAGCACGACGGCCGCCUGCUUCCAGUGAGAGUGUGGACUGAGGGUGCUGACGCUGAUGUCUUCGUCCAAGAAGAUGUCGUACCAGAAGGGAAUGGCAGUUAUUCGGCCCGGAGCCAUAGCCUGGACCUGAA